This is a messenger RNA of Prorocentrum cordatum, 1044 nucleotides long. The record is from the annotation of a GenBank genome assembly. NCBI's taxonomy places the organism in Eukaryota, Dinophyceae, Prorocentrales, Prorocentraceae.
AUGUUGGCUGCCACGGUGGGCCCCGCGCGUGCCGCCGCGCCCUACCCGCGCCUCCUGGGGCGCCCGCUGCCCCCCGCCCUCCCCGGCGGGGAGGAGUCCGCGUGCGCCCGCGAGCCCGCGAAGCUCACGGUGGGCCUGUCGGUCGCGACGGGCGGCGAGCGGGCGGCCGCCUCGCUGAGCGGCUGGCACGCGCAGGUGCCGGCCAAGAUCGACGUGGGCUGCGGCGGGCCCGCCUCCGCGGUGCCGGCGAAGGUCGGCGUGAGCUGCUGCGGGCCGCCAGGCGCGCGGGGCUCGCACGCCUCGCAGGGCCCGCUCGGCCCCUUUGACCCGCCGUGCCCGCAGAGCCCGCAGAGCCCGCAGCGGCGAGCCGCGGCUUUCCUGGCCACCUCCCCGCUGUCGAGCGGCGGCGCCGACCCCGACGCCUGCUGCAGCCCCACGGGGCUCGCCGACGCCUCGCAGCGCCUCUCGCCGGCGGACCGGGGCCAGCUGCUGAUGUGGCCAGCCGAGCUGCCCUGCCAGCCGCUCGAGCAGGCGUGCUCGCCCCACGCGCCCCCCGCCGCAGCCGUCGGCAUCGCCCCUCCGCCGGGGCUCCCCGUCCCGCAGGUGGGCGGCAAGGAGGUCGGUCCGCUGGCGGCGAGCUGCCACCACCCGGGCCAGGGCGACCGCAGGUUCACGUGCAAGUUCAUCUUCGUGGGCAUCCACGCAGACCGGGACGCGAGCUUCGAGAUCGUGCCCCGCCUGAUCGGCCGCGGCGGCUGCAACAUGCGCACCAUCUCGGAGGCGUGCGGCGGGAAGGUGCGCGUCCGCGGUCGGGGCAGCGGCCACAGGGAGUGCUCGCACAGCAGGCGCAGGUCGGCGGAGGCCGACGUGCCUCUACAGAUCGCACUGAGCUGCAGGGACCAGCCGAGCCUGGACCAGGGAAGGGCGCUCCUGACGCAGCUCCUGGCCGGGAUCUCGGACCACUUCGCUCGCUACUGCCGAAGCCGUGGUUUCGAGCCGCCGACGGAGAAGUCCCCGCUCUUCAGCGUGGUGCUUGGCGCGUGA